This is a messenger RNA of Tribolium castaneum (red flour beetle), 1695 nucleotides long. RefSeq names its product mitochondrial ribosomal protein S30 (gene mRpS30). Gene Ontology annotation, biological process: translation. Bases 1 to 1629 code for a protein of 542 amino acids. NCBI's taxonomy places the organism in Eukaryota, Metazoa, Arthropoda, Insecta, Coleoptera, Tenebrionidae. Gene Ontology annotation, cellular component: ribosome; mitochondrion; mitochondrial large ribosomal subunit. The transcript has 3 exons. The record is from RefSeq and is a predicted model, not a curated record. Gene Ontology annotation, molecular function: structural constituent of ribosome.
AUGUCGGCUUUAAGACUCAACAAAAACCUUUUAAAGCGUUGCAAAAAGUUUAAAUGCUUUUCGACGGCUGUUUUGCAAGAAGAUGAGUACACGGCUACGCCCCAGUACCCACCAAUUCUCGACAUGAGCCCAGAAAAGGUCCGAGAGCGCAGAAAAGAAGAAGAGUAUGAAGGAAUCAAAGCUGUGAAGACAGUCGAGGAAAAACAGAUUAAAUUAAACAUGCCUAAAUAUUACGGUUUCAAAAGCUACAUGUUGUACGAAGAUUAUAUCCCUUACAACAGUUUGCCGUUAAUUCAGCACGUCACAAGGACACAUUUGAUUAAAAACGAAAAUUUGCCGAACUUUUACAACGAUUUGGACGUUACAAGUGCCCUAAACGAUGUAAAAUUGGACAUUGAGGAAGCUAUUUUGAUCGAAUUGGCGAGACAUAGACAAACUCUUGAUUUACAAGGGGACAAAGUGGAGGCUGACAACCGCCUCGGAUUUGCCUUGUCCAAACAAAUCAACCGAAUAAUCACAACUCGAAUGAGUCGCCACUUGCCGCAUUUAAAAGGGGCCCAGGUUGAUUUAAACUCAAGAAUUGAGUCGUUUUGGCUCGCGGGGGGCAUGAGCCCUCCUGAGAACAUCAAACGAUACAGAAGGGGUUGCUCAUGGCAAAAAGACAAAGAAAAUGAGCCAACAAAUCGAGUCAUGAAUUACAUCGGUUCAGCAAACGUAUCUUUAAGAACCGACUUGCCCUUGAAACACAUUAUUUCAUCAAGCGAUGCGGAAAAUCCCGACUUGAGUGUUCCAUUUUUUGAAUUUGAUCCGCGAACUGUCGGCACUGUGGCCAAUCAGCAUCGCCACAUCGCCAACGUUCCAGGUUUUUGGCCUGGUGAUUCCAAGGAGUUUGGUUUUUUGUCGUACCACAAGCGCGGGCAUUUGAUUUCGCGGCACUACGGUGAUGCUAAUGAGCUUAAGGAAGCUGUUGACCGACAGGGAAUUUUAGCGUCGUUUGGUUGGCUAAACGCACAAGCCAACUUUCAGGGUUUUACCACAUUUAAUGACGUCACGUAUCCGUUUGUGACGCAAACUGUGGUCACAAAUGGGCAAGUUUGGUCGUUUUAUGUCUACCAACUUAAUACUAUUGUUAAUCAUUCUAAGUUUUUUACGGAAAAUGCGAAACGAAAUGUAUGUUGGGGAACCCCCGAGGUUAAGUUGUUUGAAGGGGUGGAGAAUGAUAAGUUGGUUGGGUUCAAUGAUGAGGUUUUGAAAAUGUUGCUGAAAUUUUAUGCCAACGUGCCUGAGGUGAAACUAGGCGUUAAUUUGAAGCCGUUUUUGGGGAAAGAAGAGAAGUUUAUCGCUGAUUAUGAGGAUGGGGAUAAGAGAGAAUGGCUUGAGAGGGAAUAUAAAUUUUUAGUAUCAAAUAGGCCGAGGGCUAAACUCGAGUAUGAGAUUUACGCUUGGGAAAAAAUUUAUAAAAUUGAUCACCAGACGAGGUUUAUGGAUCAGAAGAAAAGGCCUUUUGAGUUUAAAAUUAAACCGUCGAAUAGAAGGCUGGAUGAGCGAUUACCGAGGUAUAUUCCGAGGGCUUUGAGGCCCGAGUUGCCACGACAUAAAGGACGAUACGCCAAGGAGUAUUUCCCCUAAAACUUGGCAAAUUUGUCAAUAGAUUGUAAUACAAAUAAAAUAAUAAAAAAGUAAAACAAAAACAAA